Molecule: messenger RNA, 1332 nt
Organism: Rhipicephalus microplus (southern cattle tick)
Lineage: Eukaryota; Metazoa; Arthropoda; Arachnida; Ixodida; Ixodidae
Gene: HSPBAP1
Product: HSPB1 associated protein 1
Source: RefSeq, a predicted model, not a curated record
GAGCACACCAGAACACCUACGCACUUCUCUUGACAUGCGUUAGGUGUUCUGUGUGCGUAUGCCAUGCCGUCUUGUUGACUCAAAGGUCAGCGUACAGCCAGCUUCUAUUUGUGUUUACGCUGCUUUGUGAGCUGGUGUGGGGCAACACUGCUAGGAGUCAUGUCUAAAAUAGCAAUGCCGCAAGAAACCUGCCUGGAAGAUUGUAAACAACCGGUCGUCUUCAGGCAUGCGUUGUCUUCGUGGGAGUGCUCGUCUUGGACUCUGUCAGACUGGGCUUCCAAAACCCGAAAUGUGUCUUUGAAGUUCAGAGUUGGACUUAAAUCGGCUGCAGGAGCCCCUCGGUGGGAAACAGAAGGUGCGCGUUCAACUGCUACAAUAGAACAGUUCUUGCAGUGGAUUUCCGGGCACACUGACAAACAGAACGAGCUGGCUACUGUCAACAGCUCAAGCCAUUUCGCAUAUUCAAGCUACAAUUAUAUGCACGAUGUGUUCAGAGAUCUACCCAGUGUGCUAGAGUCCGUGGACUGGACUUUGUUUGGUUUCCCUGGCCGCAAAGGUGUUGACAGCACGUUGUGGCUUGGAAGUGAAGGUUCAGACACUCCUUGUCAUCAAGACACCUAUGGGUAUAAUUUGGUCGCUCAGUUAAUUGGCAAGAAGUCAUGGACUAUGUUUCCACCAAAGGAUGGAAGCUAUCUGUAUCCUACAAGAAUACCGUUUGAGGAGUCCAGCAUAUUCAGCCUGGUCAACUUCAAAGAAGUUGAUUUUGUGACAUUUCCAGAAUUGCAAUCGGCAAGACCUUACCAUGUGGUGCUCGAGCCCGGAGAUGUUCUGCUUGUACCUCACCACUGGUGGCAUUAUGUGUCUUGUCUCAUGGCUGCACUCAGCAUCAAUUCUUGGAUUCCUGUGCAUCAAGACAAAGACUCCCAGCUCCUUGAGGCAGUCACACGGACCCUUGCCACUGGACUAAUACCAUGCUAUGAAGAUGAAGCGGAACACUGGGUGAACAUCAAUGAGGAGCUAACAUCACCUGAGCAAAACCUGAUGUACUUGCAGACACUUUUGCAGUCCCAUCAUUCAGAGAAUGCAACUCUGCGUGGUGCAUCAACGAAACUUCCGUUUGAAUCUGUCUCGCAAUUCAGUUGGGAAGACUAUGCAAGUAAAACUGGCUCCACAUUGAUACAUGAGCGCUGCUCUGACAUAAGACAAGUGGCUGGCAGGAACAGAAUGUCAACAAGGCAUAUAAUCAGCUGUUUUCUUCAUCCAUCUGUGGCAGAAGUUAUUUCAAAAAGGCUAAAAGAACUUGUGAAAUAAAGGUAUUGAUUGUUAUGAAUA